AUGAUCUUCAUCGGAAGCAUCAGCGGCAGCAUCGUCAAUGUGCCGCAACCGCAGGCCAUGUAUAACUCGAGUAAAGCAGCAGUUCGGCAUCUCGCGGCUAGUCUAGCCGUUGAAUGGGCGAGCAAGAGCAUUCGAGUGAACUGCUUGAGCCCCGGCUACAUGAUCACUGAGCAGGCCAUGAAGGCGCAGAUUCUUGUAGAUAACCCAAGCCUAAAGGCCGAAUGGGAGUCCAAGAUCCCACAGGGCCGCAUGGGCCCACCUGAAGAAUUGAUGGGUACGGUAGCAUUUUUGGCAUCGGAUGCCUCUAGCUACAUUACUGGACAAGAGAUAAAGGUGGAUGGAGGUUACACUGUGUGUUAA
Molecule: messenger RNA, 360 nt
Organism: Alternaria postmessia
Lineage: Eukaryota; Fungi; Ascomycota; Dothideomycetes; Pleosporales; Pleosporaceae
Exons: 2
Coding region: 1-360 (119 amino acids)
Cellular component (GO): intracellular anatomical structure
Molecular function (GO): oxidoreductase activity, acting on NAD(P)H, oxygen as acceptor
Source: RefSeq, a predicted model, not a curated record